UCUGACAACGUCAAUUUUGAGACUAAUCACGGUUCAACAACGACUUCCCCGUCUAGAUAACUGUUCAUUUGAUUUUUGUUCUUAUUUUAAUAUAUGGUUAUCCCUCUGCAUCUGCAUAAUCAAGAUUGCCAUCUUCUUAACAUAGUAAUGGUUAUUUCUUCAACAACAAAUUGGUUCAUAGCACCAUAAUGUUAUGUAUUUGGUUCUUCUUAUUUUCCUACUUCUCAGGAACUUGCACUUCACUACACAGUUUAGCAGUGAAUCAAUCCAUCCGAGAUGCUGAGAACGAGACUUUGGUUUCAGCGGGUGGAAUUAUUGAAGUGGGAUUCUUUAGCCCAGGAAAAUCAACAAGGCGAUACUUGGGUAUAUGGUUCAAAAAUGUUAACCCUUUAAAAGUGGUGUGGGUGGCUAACCGAAAUGCACCACUUGAGAAAAACUCAGGAGUUCUGAAACUCGACGAAAAGGGGAUUCUUGUCCUUCUGAAUCACAAAAACAGCACCAUUUGGUCAUCCAACAUAUCAAGCAAAGCCGGGAAUAACCCAAUUGCUCAUCCAUUGGAUUCUGGAAAUUUUGUGGUGAAAAAUGGACAGCAACCAGGCAAGGAUGCCAUAUUGUGGCAGAGUUUUGAUUAUCCAGGUGAUACACAUACGCCAGGAAUGAAGUUUGGGUGGAGCUUUGGUCUAGAAAGAUCUAUAUCAUCUUGGAAAAGUGUUGACGAUCCUGCGGAGGGAGAAUAUGUUGUAAAAAUGGAUCUUCGAGGAUAUCCACAAGUAAUUAUGUUCAAGGGAUCUGAGAUAAAGGUCAGAGUAGGACCAUGGAAUGGUCUGUCUUUGGUUGGAUAUCCGGUUGAAAUUCCUUACUGUUCACAAAAAUUUGUAUAUAAUGAAAAAGAGGUGUAUUAUGAGUACAACCUUCUUCAUAGUUUGGACUUCAGCUUAUUGAAACUUUCUCCAUCAGGCAGGGCACAGAGAAUGUAUUGGAGAACUCAAACAAGCACCAGGCAAGUCCUAACAAUUGAGGAGAUAGAUCAAUGCGAAUAUUAUGACUUUUGUGGUGAAAAUUCUAUAUGCAAUUAUGAUGGUAACCGUCCAACUUGUGAAUGCCUGAGAGGUUAUGUUCCCAAGUCUCCAGAUCAGUGGAAUAUGCCAAUUUUUCAAAGCGGUUGUGCUCCAAGGAAUAAAUCAGAUUGCAAAAACAGUUAUACAGAUGGAUUCUUGAAGUAUGCACGCAUGAAAUUGCCAGACACGUCUUCAUCAUGGUUUAGUAAGACCAUGAACCUUAAUGAAUGUCAGAAGUCAUGUCUUAAAAACUGUUCUUGUACAGCAUAUGCAAAUUUAGAUAUCCGUAAUGGAGGAAGUGGUUGUCUACUAUGGUUUAAUAAUAUAGUUGACAUGAGAUAUUUCUCGAAAUCAGGGCAAGACGUUUAUAUCAGAGUCCCUGCUUCAGAAUUAGAUCAUGCUGGCCCUGGAAACAUCAAGAAAAAGAUUCUAGGAAUUGCUGUUGGUGUGACUAUUUUUGGAUUAAUCAUCACAUGUGUCUGCAUACUGAUAAGCAAAAAUCCGAUGGCACGAAGAUUAUAUUGUCAUAUCCCACGAUUUCAAUGGAGGCAAGAAUAUCUUAUCUUGAGGAAGGAAGAUAUGGAUCUGUCAACAUUUGAGUUGUCAACAAUUGCUAAAGCCACUAAUAAUUUUUCCAUCAGAAAUAAACUAGGGGAAGGUGGAUUUGGGCCAGUGUACAAGGGUACACUAAUAGAUGGGCAAGAGGUAGCCAUAAAACGACACUCACAGAUGUCUGAUCAAGGACCAGGGGAGUUUAAGAAUGAAGUUGUGCUAAUUGCAAAACUUCAGCACCGUAAUCUUGUGAAACUUCUAGGUUGCUGCGUUCAAGGAGGGGAAAAAUUGUUGAUCUAUGAAUACAUGCCCAACAAGAGCUUAGACUACUUCAUCUUUGACAAAGCUAGAAGUAAGAUCUUAGCCUGGAAUCAACGUUUCCACAUUAUUGGUGGCAUCGCUAGGGGGCUUCUCUAUCUUCACCAAGACUCCAGACUGAGAAUUAUUCACAGAGAUUUGAAAACGAGCAAUAUCCUGCUUGAUGCGAAUAUGAAUCCUAAAAUCUCAGACUUUGGUCUGGCUCGGACUUUUGGCUGUGAACAAAUUCAAGCCAAAACCAGAAAAGUGGUUGGAACAUAUGGUUACAUGCCUCCAGAGUACGCUGUGCAUGGUCAUUACUCUGUGAAAUCAGAUGUCUUUGGUUUUGGCGUGAUUGUACUAGAGAUAGUUAGCGGAAGCAAGAACAGGGGAUUUUCUGACCCGGAACACUCUCUUAAUCUACUUGGACAUGCAUGGAGACUUUGGACUGAAGACAGGCCAUUGGAACUGAUAGAUAUAAACUUACAUGAAAGAUGCAUUCCUUUUGAAGUCUUAAGAUGCAUACAUGUGGGUUUGUUGUGUGUACAACAAAAACCAGGAGAUAGGCCGGAUAUGUCUUCUGUCAUUCCUAUGCUGAAUGGUGAGAAAUUAUUGCCUCAGCCAAAGGCUCCUGGAUUUUAUACAGGAAAGUGUAUUCCUGAAUUCUCUUCACCAAAAACGUGCAAAUUUUUAUCACAAAAUGAGAUAUCCCUGACAAUUUUCGAGGCAAGAUAGAAUACUAACAAUAUUAAUGAUGUAUUUUGUUGAUGAGCAAAGGAAAUGAUAUGGCUUCCCGUAACUAAAGUUGAUAUGAAUUUAAAGUACAAAUACGAACAAAGUCCGUUACAAUUGGUAGAUAACUCGGACUCUUCAGCAAGCUGUCAUUGGAUAGAUUCCUGAUGUAUAUAAAAGAUUAUCUAAGGAGAGAGCAUAAUGACUUCAUGUAUCUUUACAUCUUGGAAGAAUUAAUCUCUAACUUUUGGGGAAUGAUGCAAAUAAACAGAAAGGAUUAUAAAGAA
This is a messenger RNA of Glycine soja, 2926 nucleotides long. Its product is annotated as G-type lectin S-receptor-like serine/threonine-protein kinase At4g27290. The transcript is spliced from 7 exons. Lineage: Eukaryota; Viridiplantae; Streptophyta; Magnoliopsida; Fabales; Fabaceae. Gene Ontology annotation, biological process: recognition of pollen; protein phosphorylation. Gene Ontology annotation, molecular function: ATP binding; protein serine/threonine kinase activity. The coding region runs from base 189 to 2642 and encodes 817 amino acids. The record is from RefSeq and is a predicted model, not a curated record.